ACAAACCACCCCUUGUAGCUUACAAACUGCGUCAGAUGAGAAGCUUCUCGCUGCCUUGGACACAUCUCUGUCUUAGAUCCUGAGAUCUUCAGAAGUUGUCGUCAACGUCAGCUAACCUAAACCUGAAUUUGGACAUAGCUCAAUUCUGUACGCUGCACAAUGGUUCAAGGUGUUUCGGAGAUAGCUGCAAUGUGUGUCGGUCUGAUUGGACUGAUAGGGGCGGCGGCUACUACAGGGAUGCCCAUGUGGAAGGUGACAGCUUUCAUUGGGGAGAACAUAAUUGUGAUGGAAACUCGCUGGGAAGGCUUGUGGAUGAACUGCUACCGACAGGCCAACAUCAGGAUGCAGUGUAAGGUGUACGAUUCCCUGCUGUUCCUGCCCCCGGAGUUACAGGCAGCCAGGGGUCUGAUGUGCUGUUCUCUGGCCUUGUCGGGGCUCGGGCUCCUUGUGGCUCUGGCAGGAAUGCGGUGUGUUUCCUGUUUUCAGGGUAAUGAUUGGGCUAAGACCAUUAUCCUGAUGGUUGCAGGUGGUAUGCAGUUCCUGGCCUGUAUCUGUGUCUUCAUCCCCGUGUCAUGGACGGGUCAUGUCAUCAUUACGGAUUUUUACAAUCCUUUGCUCAUUGAUGCCCAGCGGAGGGAGCUGGGAGAGGCUCUCUAUAUCGGUUGGGUUACGGGGGCCUUCCUCUUUGCCUCAGCCAUGUUGUUCGUCUGCCGCCGCAUGCCUUCACAAAAAGGCUCGUUCAAUGUGUACCACCGAGGCAACUUGCUCAGCUACAAACCAGCAGCCAACAGACCAACUCCAGUGAGUUAUCAUCCUAUCUCGACUCUUUCCAGCCUCCAAUCCACUGUAUUCCAGCCUUCUCUGCAGAACGGUAGCUCUGCUGGACAACAACUUGCCACACCGCUGCAAAACAUCCCUCAAGUAAUGACAAAUAAUGAAUCACUAAUCAAUCCUCAUGUUGUUUAUAACCGGAGUCUGCCUGAGAAUACGUCGUUGCUAUAUCAAGGUAGCAUUGCUCAUCAUUCCUCUAUGCAGGGUUCAAACCACGUUGGAAGCCUCUAUACGCCAGGCAACUCAUUGUACAUGAGCCAAAACACUACGCCAUAUUCACUGGGGAAUACCAGCAAUCCCAGUUUCUAUCCAGUUCCACACACUCCUAUUUUCAUUGGAUACAAAGAAUCAAGAAUUCAACCAGGGUCUCUCAGCGGGAACAGUCAUAGUGUGUACAUAUAAAGAAAAAUCCUGAGUGAGUUCCGGUAGCAGUUUAAACUUUACAAAUUCAAGCAUUUUCUUUUAUCAUCACAAGUGAAUUUAAACUGCUACACAUUUGAGGAAAGAUGGAGGUAAAUUAUGUUAUCUGCUUUUAUAAGGAUUAUCUAGAUGCACAGGCUACUUAGCAUUUUCAACUUUUUUUCUUUUUUACUAUUAAUACACUUUGUAUAUUUUGUGUUGUGCUAGAAAAGGGGGGGUUACUGGAACAGCCUGAACAUAAAUAAUGUUGUUGUUUGUGUGAUGUUUUUUCAUGAAGCUCUGGCAUGGACAUACUUUUCCCAAAACAGCAAGACUAUGAGAAAUCAUCUGUUUGGAACAUUACAGCCUUAUGGUUUGUUUCUUUGUGACCAUCUGUUCAUCAUAUUUUUAAAUUUGUUGUACAUGUGUCCCUGCUUAUUGCCCAUGUCUGCUGUUAGGAUUGGCUCUGUGUGGCAGUGCAGAAAUAAACAUCUCAAAUAAGUAAAAUAGACAAAUUAACGUCAAAGAUAAAAUAUGUUGCACAAAAUUAAUAAAUGUCAAGUGUUUC
This is a messenger RNA of Scatophagus argus, 1798 nucleotides long. RefSeq names its product claudin-8-like. The transcript has a single exon. NCBI's taxonomy places the organism in Eukaryota, Metazoa, Chordata, Actinopteri, Scatophagidae. The coding region runs from base 160 to 1233 and encodes 357 amino acids. Gene Ontology annotation, molecular function: structural molecule activity. Gene Ontology annotation, biological process: bicellular tight junction assembly; cell adhesion. Gene Ontology annotation, cellular component: bicellular tight junction; plasma membrane. The record is from RefSeq and is a predicted model, not a curated record.